AGUCUGGUUUAAAGUGAUGUUCUUUGAUUGAUCACCACUGCGUGCACGGUGAAUUUUGAGGAUCGAUAGGAGACUUUUCUGUCAUCACCGGUGGUCAUCAUCGUCGCUUAAACUUCCCUCCUUUCGUCGCGGCAAGGAAAGAUGCUCGCUUGACGUCGACCUCCGCCGUUCUUUACCUUUUUAGCUCAACAGUGAGAGAUCCCUCUGUUUCUUUGUUAGAUCCGGUGUUUCUACUUAGUUUUCAUAUGGGCCUAUCAAAAGUUUCGAUCUUUAUGGUGAAUUGAUCCUGUCUUAAGCGCUUCAUAGGUUAAAGAGAACUGUGUGGUUUUGAUUUGCUUCUAAAAGCUUUUCUGUUGAAGCUGAUUGAAACUACAAUUCAGAACACAUUGAAAAUCUUGAUUUUGAGUUCUGUGAUACAAGUGAGAGAAGGAUGUCGACACCAGCGAGGAAGAGAUUGAUGAGGGAUUUCAAGAGGUUGCAGCAGCAAGACCCACCUGCAGGAAUCAGUGGUGCUCCACAAGACAACAACAUCAUGCUCUGGAAUGCUGUUAUUUUCGGGCCUGAUGAUACCCCAUGGAGUGGAGGGACUUUCAAACUCUCACUGCAGUUUUCAGAAGAUUAUCCAAACAAACCACCAACGGUUCGGUUUGUUUCACGGAUGUUCCAUCCAAAUAUCAUUGCUCUGUGAUCCUAAUCCGAAUUCUCCUGCAAACUUGGAAGCUGCACGAAUGUUCAGCGAAAGCAAACGGGAGUACAACAGAAGAUUCCGCGAGGUUGUGGAACAAAGCUGGACUGCUGACUAGUAAAAUAAUAUUUGUUGUAGAGCGUUUGUCUUCUUCGACAUUGAACUUAAUUCCUCUCUUGUGUUUCAUUCCACCAACACUUAUCUCUCUCUUCUUUUAAUGCUUUCAUGUAUUAUCUUCACCACAUUCAUAUUCAUAUUCUGAUCUUCACAAAGACGGUUGAUAGCAAAUCCCACUCUGGUCCUCAUCAGCGACUCGUAAGAGCAUAUGAUCCUCUCUAAUACUCUAGCUGCGAGAAAGAGCCUGCUGCUACUACUUUUGAACAGACAUGAAAGCUGAAAAAUGUGAUAUUUCAUUUCUUCUAGUUUUACCAUUAUUUUUGUUUGGUUGUUUCUUCACUACUCUGCACAUUGCACAACCUCAGCUCGACAGAACCAUAGAGGAACAUGACUAGGUAUGGUUUUUAUUUUUAAAACUUCUAAUGCAUUGAAGAAUAUGAUUAUGGCUUUUUUUAUUCUAAACUAGAUCCUAGCGCGGAUAAUAUAUUUAAAUUUGUUAUAUUUAUCAUUUUUAUUUGUAUGUGAAUUUUUUAUAUUAAAUUAUAUAUAACUAAUUUUUAAAUUCGAU
Brassica napus (rape) is the source of this 1370-nucleotide messenger RNA. Its product is annotated as ubiquitin-conjugating enzyme E2 2-like. The transcript is spliced from 4 exons. The record is from RefSeq and is a predicted model, not a curated record. Gene Ontology annotation, biological process: protein polyubiquitination; proteasome-mediated ubiquitin-dependent protein catabolic process; DNA repair. Gene Ontology annotation, molecular function: ubiquitin conjugating enzyme activity. NCBI's taxonomy places the organism in Eukaryota, Viridiplantae, Streptophyta, Magnoliopsida, Brassicales, Brassicaceae. Bases 431 to 688 code for a protein of 85 amino acids.